CAAAGACAAGAAAAAACUAAAAUUAUGACAUCAAUAGGAAUUAUGACACUGAGCCGUGGCCCGUACAGCGAGCUCGAUAAAAUGAGCCUUUUUCAAGACCUCAAACUCAAACGGCGGAAAAUCGAUUCGCGAUGCAGCAGUGACGGCGAGUCCAUUGCGGACACGUCCACCUCGUCGCCGGAUCUGCUGGCGCCCAUGUCGCCCAAGCUUUGCGACAGCGGCAGCUCCACGGUGGUAGGUGGUCCAGGUGGUGCCGGAGGUGGUGGUGGUGUGGUGGCAACAUCUGGAUCUGGUGUGGGAUCCGGACUAGGUUCCAUGCCCCUGCCCAUGGCCCUGCCCUUGCCCCUGCCUUUGCCACUGCCCCUAAAUGCGUCCUCGCCGGCGGUUACCGUUUCCUUGGCGGCAGUGGUGGCAGCCGUGGCGGAAACGGGUGGAGGAGGAGGAGCAGGAGGAGGAGGUGGAGCAAGUGGAGGUGGAACCGGUGGAGGAGCAAGUACAGCGGUUUCCACAUCAUCGACAACAGCAGCGGUGGCCACCUCAUCGACAUCCUCCACAACACUCUCCUCCGCCUCAUCAUCCACAUCAUCCGCCUCCUCAUCAUCAUCAUCCUCAUCAUCCAGCACAUCGCCCACUGCUGGAGCGGGGGCGGGAAGUGCAACAGCUGGUACUGGAAGUGGAAUUGGAGCCUCCUCCACAUGUCCCGCCAGCAGCAGCAGCAGUAGCAGUAGCACCAACAGCAGUGGCAAGAACCACAUCAAGCAGGAGCCACAUCAGGCGGAGAUCCAUUCCUCCAGCAGUGCGAUCUCAGCGGCAGCGGCCUCCACGGUGAUGUCACCGCCACCGGCGCAACAGCAGCAGCAGCAACAGCAGACAGAGCCAACGGCCUCUGAGGGUAGAACAGGAGCUGGAUCUGCACCUGGCAUGGGAGGCCAGGAACAUCAAAACAAUAAUGGCAGCAACGCUAGCAAUGGCGGCAGCGGCAGCAGUCGAGCCUCGCCCGAUUCCCUCGAGGAGAAGCCAUCAACGACGACGACAACAACGGCGGCUUCAACGACGGUGGUGCCCACCAACGGUGUGGUGUCCUCCGUGUCCAGUGGUAGCACCAGCGCCAAGCUGAGCGAGGCGGGCAUGAGUGUGAUACGUUCGGUGAAGGAGGAGCGAUUGCUCAGUGUGUCCACCAAGAUGUUGGCCUUCCAAAGGGAACAGGAAUCCAAAGCAGCGGCGGCGGCAGCAGCAGCAGCAGCAGCGGCGGCGGCGGCGGCAGCAGCGGGACAUGUGACAGUGCUAGUGACGCCCUCAAGGAUCAAGUCAGAGCCACCGCCGCCCAUAGCCUCGCCCUCCUCCACCUCCAGCACGCUGAGGGAAAGGGAGCGAGAACGAGAGCGAGAAAGGGAAAGGGAGCGAGAUCGUGAUCGCGAUCGUGACCGUGACCGGGAUCGGGAUCGGGAGCGAGAGCAAUCCAUUAGCUCUUCCCAGCAGCAUUUGAGUCGCGUCUCCGCCAGCCCACCAUCGCAUGGUAGCCUGGGACAGUCGGCCAUUGUCCAGACACACCAUCUCCAUCAGCAGCUCACCCAGCCGCUGACGCUGCGCAAGAGCAGCCCGCCCACAGAGCAUCUGCUUAGCCAGUCCAUGCAGCAUCUUACCCAACAGCAGCAGCUACAUUUGCAUCAUCUGCUGGGACAGCAACAGCAGCAGCAUCAGCAACAGCAGCAGCAACAGCAGCAGCAGCAGCAACACUCGCCGCACUCCUUGGUGCGCGUGAAGAAGGAGCCCAAUCAGGUGGGUCAGCGUCACCUGUCGCCGCAUCACCAGCAGCAUCAGCAACAGCAGCAGCAACAUCUCCACCAGCAGCAGCAUAAUCUUCACCAGCAGCAACACAAUCUCCACCAACAGCAGCAGCAGCAGCAUCAACAGCAGCAGCAGCAGCCCCAGGCCCUGGCCCUGAUGCAUCCCGCCUCGCUGGCGCUGAGAAACAGCAACCGGGAUGCGGCCAUUCUGUUUCGGGUGAAGAGCGAGGUGCACCAACAGGUGGCCGCCGGUUUGCCGCAUUUAAUGCAAUCCGCUGGUGGAGCAGCAGCAGCAGCAGCUGCCGCUGUGGCCGCCCAACGGAUGGUAUGCUUCAGCAAUGCCCGGAUCAAUGGAGUGAAGCCGGAGGUUAUUGGCGGACCACUGGGCAACCUAAGGCCUGUCUCCGUUUCCGGUGGCGGUGGCAAUGGCAGCGGUGGAAAUGGUGGAAACGGUGGAAAUGGCGGUAUACCAGGUGGUGGAUCCGUCCAAUGCCCAUCGCCGCAUCCCUCCAGCAGCUCAUCCUCGUCGCAACUAUCGCCGCAAACGCCCUCACAGACGCCGCCAAGGGGCACGCCCACAGUGAUUAUGGGUGAAAGUUGUGGCGUUCGCACCAUGGUCUGGGGCUAUGAGCCGCCACCGCCAUCGGUGGCGCAACAGCAGCAGCAGCAGCAGCAUCCAGGACAGCAUCCGCAACAGCAGUCGCCGCAUCACCAGCAUACGCAGCAGCAGCAACAAUCGCAGCAACAGCAACAGCAGCAGCAACAGCAACAACACUGCCUAUCCUCGCCCUCGGCGGGUUCAUUAACGCCCAGCUCCUCCGGUGGCGGUUCGGUAUCCGGCGCGGGCACGCCCUCAUCCGUGACGCCGCAAAACAAUGAGGAGGCCGCCCAGCUGUUGCUCUCCCUGGGCCAGACCCGCAUCCAGGAUAUGCGAGCCCGGCCGCAUCCCUUUCGCACGCCCCAUGCCCUCAAUAUGGAGCGCCUGUGGGCGGGUGACUACUCCCAGCUGCCGCCUGGCCAGCUGCAGGCACUGAAUCUCAGUGCCCAGCAGCAACAGUGGGGGAGCUCCAACUCCACGGGCUUGGGUGGUGGUGGGACCCUUGCCGGUGCACUGGGCGGACGCGGCGGUGUAGGCGGUGGCCUAGAGGCGCCGCAUGAGCCCACGGACGAGGAUGAGCAGCCGCUGGUGUGCAUGAUCUGUGAGGAUAAGGCCACCGGCCUUCACUAUGGCAUCAUCACGUGCGAAGGGUGCAAGGGCUUCUUCAAGCGGACGGUGCAGAACAGGCGUGUCUACACCUGCGUGGCGGAUGGAACCUGCGAGAUAACCAAAGCACAGCGCAACCGUUGUCAGUAUUGUCGAUUUAAGAAGUGCAUCGAGCAGGGCAUGGUGCUGCAAGCUGUUCGCGAGGAUCGCAUGCCUGGCGGUCGCAACAGCGGCGCCGUCUACAAUCUGUACAAGGUAAAGUACAAGAAGCACAAGAAGACCAACCAGAAGCAGCAGCAGCAGCAAGCGCAGCAGCAGCACCAGCAACAGCAGCAGGCGCAGCAGCAACACCAGCAGCAGCAGCAACAGCAGCAUCAGCAGCUGCAUUCGCCACUGCAUCAUCUGCAUCAUCAGGGUCAUCAGGUGGUGGGUCACCAAGUGGGUCACCAUCCGCAGCAGCAGCAUCAUCCGCAGCUAUCGCCGCAUCACCUGCUCUCGCCACAGCAACAGCAACUGGCAGCAGCCGUUGCAGCAGCAGCCCAACAACAACAGCAGCAGCAGCAACAACAGCAGCAGCAGCAGCAGCAGCAGGCCAAGCUGAUGGACAUGAAACCCAUGUUCCUGGGUCCCGUGCUCAAGCCAGAGCUGUUGCAGGCGCCACCGAUACAUAGUCCGGCGCAACAGCAGCAGCAGACGUCGCCGCAUCUCCAGCUGAGCUCCCCGCACCAGCAGCAGCAGCAACAGCAGCAACAUCAUCCGAAUCAUCACCAGCAAACCAGUGGAGGUGGCGGCGGUGGAGCUGGCUCUGGAGGAGGAGGAGGAGGCGUGGCCGGUGGUGGAGGCAAUGCUGCCGCCCAGUUGCCGCCGCAUCUGGUGAAUGGAACCAUACUGAAAACAGCACUAACCAAUCCCAGCGAGAUUGUGCAUCUGCGGCAUCGCCUGGACUCGGCGGUUAGCUCAUCGAAGGAUCGCCAGAUCUCCUAUGAGCACGCCCUUGCCAUGAUCCAGACCCUGAUCGAUUGCGAUGCCAUGGAGGAUAUUGCCACGCUGCCGCACUUCAGUGAGUUCUUGGAGGACAAGUCGGAGAUCAGCGAGAAGCUGUGCAACAUCGGUGACUCCAUUGUGCACAAGCUGGUCUCGUGGACAAAGAAGUUGCCCUUCUAUCUGGAAAUACCCGUGGAGAUACACACCAAACUGCUGACGGACAAGUGGCAUGAGAUUUUGAUUCUGACCACGGCCGCCUAUCAGGCGUUGCAUGGCAAGCGACGCGGUGAUGGUGGAUCGGUGGCGGGACAAGCAGCGAUAACUGGUACUGGCAGCAGUAGGCACGGUUCGCCGGCAUCAACGCCGUUGGCCACGACACCGACCACAACGCCACUGCCAUCGCCCGCCCAGCCGCUGCACAAGGAUGAUCCGGAGUUUGUCAGCGAGGUGAACUCGCAUCUAAGUACGCUGCAGACCUGCCUCACCACGCUGAUGGGUCAGCCCAUUGCCAUGGAGCAGCUGAAGCUGGACGUUGGUCAUAUGGUGGACAAGAUGACCCAGAUUACCAUCAUGUUUCGGCGCAUCAAGCUCAAGAUGGAGGAGUAUGUUUGCCUCAAGGUCUACAUAUUGCUGAACAAAGCAGAAGUGGAACUGGAGAGCAUCCAGGAGCGGUACGUUCAGGUGCUGCGCUCUUAUUUGCAGAACUCGUCACCGCAGAAUCCGCAGGCGAGGCUCAGCGAGCUGUUAUCCCACAUACCAGAGAUCCAGGCCGCCGCCAGUUUGCUGCUCGAGAGCAAGAUGUUCUAUGUGCCCUUCGUGCUAAACUCGGCGAGCAUAAGGUAGCAGAUGCUUGAGCACGGCCUGCUGCCCACUGCCCACCAUCACCAGCCAGGAGGAGGAGGAGGAGGAGCAACAACGCCAGGACCCGAAACCAUACCAGAGCGACAGCAGCAGCAGCAGCAGCAGCAGGAGCGGCAGCUGGAGCGGCGCAGGAGCAGGCAACAGCAGCAUCAACUGCUGCGUGAUUUGCCCAAAAUCAAGAUUGAGAUUGGGGCCCAGGAGCAGGACCAAGAGGAGGAGCAGCAGCAGGAGGAGGAGCAACAGCAGUCACGAUCCACAUCCACGUCCAUUUUAAAGACUUCACUGCUAAGCGGAGCAGCAGCCACCUUGGCCACCUUGACGGCGGCUGCCGAGCAGAUAGCCCGCUCCUCCUCUUCCUCCUCCUCAUCCGCGGACACUGCCAGGGAUUAUUCCAGUAGCAGUGGAAGCAGCAAUAGCCACACUCCGGCGGCGGGCAAGGCAUCAAACCAUCAUGGCAGCAGCAACAGUUUAGAAGAGAGCAAAAGACUUGAGCAUCAACAGCAGCAACCACAACAGCAGCAGCAGCAGCAACAAUAUACAUCAAUUCUACACACGGCCUUAAUGUCACAGCGCUCCAUGUCCGCAGGAGGAGCCACAGCACCUGCAACAACAACAACAGCAACGACGACGGCAGCCACCACCACAUCGCCCACGCCGGCGCAUGUGCUCAAGACGGCGGUGACUUUGGCCAGUCUCAGUGAGAUAGCCACGGCGCGUCAACAGCAGCAGCAGCAGCAGCAAUUGCUGGCAAUGCAACAGCAGCAGCAGCAGCAGCAACAGAAAAUGCCCCGAAGGAUAAUCAACUUUGGCAGCAGCUCGGCCACAAAAGGUAUGGGAGUGGGAGCAGCAACAGCAGCAGGAGCAGGAGCUGGAUCCGGAGCAGGACUCGGAACAGGACUAAGCUUGAUGGCAGCCAGCAAGCAAAUGCCAGCGGCAAUGCCAGCACAGAGCCGGCAAAAUCGCCAAAUGAAUUUGGGUCAAAAUCAUGGCCAAAAUCUGUUGGCGAAUGCAGCAAGGACAACCGGCAACAGUAGCAGCAACAGUAGCAGCAGCAAGCAACGCCUGCUUAAUGGCAACUGUUGCAGAACCAACAAGAUCAGCAACAAUGCCAGCAACAUGAGCAACAUGAGCAACAUGGUCAACAUACAGACCCAAACUGAUGAGCUGGAGUUGCCACUGGCCUUAGCUUCACACACUGCCACACUCUCAACGACAUCUUCAUCAACAACAUCUGCAUCAACAUCAAUAACAUCGCUAAGAACAUUAAGCACAUGCAACAUUUCAUUUGAAACACAAGCAACACAACAACAACAACAACAAUGGACUGCCGUGUCGCCGAAGGAGCCAGCUGGAGCUGGAACGACACAAACACAAGCAACAUUAGCACCACAACAACAACAACAACAACAACAACAACAACUUCAACAACAACAACAACCAGAACAAGAACCACUGCCACAGUCACAGUCACUGCCACAGCCAGCAAUGCAACAAGCAACAACCAAUAUCAAUAUGAGAAUCAAGAGAACUACAACAACAACAACAACACUACAACAACAACAACAUACCAGCAACAACAAUAAUAAUUAUAAUAAUCUUAAUGCCGCCACUGCCAGAUCCAACUCGAACGCCUCAAACUCCUCAACCGCAUUCAAUCCCAAUUCAAAUCCCAAUUCAAAUCGAAAUCAAAAUCCUUCCCCCACACCUCCUGCCACCACCUCAGCUUCUGUUACUGUAGUUGUGUUCAAAACAAUGUUACCUGAUGACUGAAUUAUUUUAGAAUCGUACACCUAGAGAGCAUGUUUUAUGAUUAUUAAUUACCACUUACGAUUUACGGAUUACGAUUUACAAUUUACGAUAUAUAUAUGAUUACGAUAAACGAUAUAGAACUAGAUCAUGUACAAUUGCGAUACAUGCGAUACAUACAUAUAUAUAUACAUGCGAUUUUUGUAUAAUUAUGGAUAUCAUUAUCUAUUAACUAUUCAUUAGUUUAUUGUCUUAUCGAUUAUUACUAUUAUUACUAUUAACUAUACUAUUAUUACUAUUACUACAUGCAUAAUGUAGAGCCUAAUUGAUCUAUCGUGUAUUUUAGUUUUGUCUUAAUUGUUGGAACACCCUGUACCAUAUCCCAUAUAAACACAUACAUACAUACGCCACACACACACAACUCACACCCCUCACAAUAACUAGGAAGCUAGGUAACUAUGAGAGAGCGAAGUUAAACAAUUUUUAAAUGCAAAAUAUAUGUAAAAUCAUGUCAUAUGUUUUUUUUUUUUUGAGCAGUUGAAGUGUUAACAUGAGUAAGGCGUACGAUUAAAUGAGUAUGGAGUAGCGAGUAAUGAGUAGGGAGUAACGAGUAACGAGUAACGAGUAGCGAGUAUAUGUAAUGUAGCCACAAUGCCACACACAGCUAAUAGCAAGCAUUUAGGAUGCGUGCAUAUGUCAGUUAUCUAUUCUAUUCUAUUCUUUUUUUUUUUUUUUUUUUUUUUUUGGUAUUAACUUUAAAUGUAUGUAAACUAUAGGCCUAUAUAUAUAGUAUAUAUAUUAUGUGUAACGAAGGAGAGAGAAGGAGCUGGAAAUGCGACCACACCAAGUAUAAUUAGUAACCGUUUUCUGGAAUUUGGAAACUGGAAACAGAGGCAGUGAGAGAAAGAGAUAGAGUGGGAGGGAGUGAGGGAAGAGAGUGUUUAGAGCAAUUUGUGGAAAACGGGAAACGGAAGUAGCGCUGGGACUGCCAGAGAUCAUCAUCAAGCCUUUAUUGGUUCGAACUUCGCUCGCAACUCUUGCAGAUUUAUACUGUUUAGAAACUGUUAGUUAAUAAAAAUCCCCCUCACACAUGUUAAAUACAUAAAUACACUCACACACAUACACACUAGCUAUAUAUAUAUACAACACAUAUAUGUAUAAGACAUGGGGGAGCAUGAGAAGAACUCGACAACAUCAACUGCAUCUUAGAAACACACGCAUUUCCCAACCAAUUAUAAGAAUGCGAGGAAGGAUCUGCAAGGAUCUUCAAGGAUCUGUGAGGAGGGACGAGGCGGGGUAGCGUUCACACACACACACACACACACAGCACGCUCACACAUACUGUUUACACACUAUAUACCUAAUUUAAGGACGCAUAAUCACAUACUACACAUUAAUUACGCAUAGUACAUACAACAAAAACAAAAAACAAGUAAACUUUCUUAAGAAAUGAAAAACAAAAAUGGAAACAAAAAACAAAGCUAAGAGAAAAAUGAGAGAAGAAGCGCAAGAGAAAGGAUUAAAUAUAUAUAUAUAUAACUAUAUAUAUAUAUAAUAUUAUAUUAUUUUUUUUUAAUCUAAAAUCCGAUUGCGCAAUUGUAUAUCGUAAUCGUGUAAUCGUCGCAACCCCCCCAUCCUCCCAUCCCCCAAGAAUACAAAAUCGCCAAUCGCCCAUCGCCCCCCAAAAAUUGGCGGUAUCGAUGCCCGGAUUGUUAUCGAUAAUAUUAUAUGGUCGUAAA
Drosophila kikkawai is the source of this 8321-nucleotide messenger RNA. The record is from RefSeq and is a predicted model, not a curated record. NCBI's taxonomy places the organism in Eukaryota, Metazoa, Arthropoda, Insecta, Diptera, Drosophilidae.